Messenger RNA from Saccharomyces kudriavzevii IFO 1802, 1926 nucleotides. It is a transcript of the gene SAF1, whose product is annotated as SCF ubiquitin ligase complex subunit SAF1. Gene Ontology annotation, molecular function: guanyl-nucleotide exchange factor activity; protein binding. Lineage: Eukaryota; Fungi; Ascomycota; Saccharomycetes; Saccharomycetales; Saccharomycetaceae. The record is from RefSeq and is a predicted model, not a curated record. The transcript has a single exon. Gene Ontology annotation, cellular component: cytoplasm. The coding region runs from base 1 to 1926 and encodes 641 amino acids.
AUGGGUGAAGUUGAGGAUAAAGAAAGGGAGUCCGAAGUAGGAUUACCUCCAGACAUCGUCCAAGCUACUCUACCGUUUCUAACCACUGAUGAUAUCAAGAAUCUAUCGCAAACGAACAAGUAUUACAAUACAUUACUAGAUUUUGACCACUCUAAGACUUUGUGGCAUGAAUUAUUUCACAAAGCAUUUGGCACAUUAAGAACAAACGAUGAACCUUUCCAGUGCCGAAACUCGACCGAAUUCAAGACCUGCACAGAAACAAUUUUAAGAGAAGCAUACCCCGAUCUAUCGUGGCAAGAUUUAUACCAGCUACGAGCAUACAAUACGAAGUUUUACAGUUGGGGCUAUAUGAAGCAUGGAAGAUUAGGGUAUACUGUCAGUUCUAAUAAUGAACUGACAGGUGCAUCACUGAAUGGGCCAAGUCCGCGGUUUAAAUAUGGUGUCAAUACCCCAACAGAAGUUCCUUGGUUUAAUAGUAGAACAAGGUCCAGAAGCGGUAAUUUCAUUCCUUCAGAGGACCCGUUAAGUGCUAUCAAGAAAGAUGGAGAUGAAAUUAUAGCUCAAGUCUGCAGCGGUGGUUUUUCUUUUCAAAUCUUGACUGAAUCCGGUAACUUGUAUAGUACCGGGUCUACUUUCUCUGGCGGCUUCAAAGGUCCUGGCCCUACUGGUUCGCAACAUGAUUAUAAUCCCUUUAGAGAGAUGAUUCAUAAUAUGGAGAGAUCGUAUCCUCGAAUCACGAGUCGCAGUAACGGAAGUACUCUGAAUACCACAGGUACAUUUGCUGGAAGGAGAAUGAGUGGCAGUCAUCCAUCCACUGUUUACGAAGCAGGAAACACACGGUCAAGUUCAGUUCAGAACGUUACAACGGGCGGAGGACAAGCAGCGGCUCCCAUUAUCUCUCCUGGAGGAAUGAACGCUGCUGUACCUAGGACUACUAUGCCUUCAACGGGACCGCAUGACAAUAUAUAUAGUGAAUUAGAAAUGCUAGAACGAAAUGCAAACAAAGCAGUUCCUGGCAAUAAUCAUAUUAGGAGAAUGUUUGCAAGAAAUUCUUUUCCCCUGUAUAGCGGUACACAUGAUAAUUUGGAGACGUUCAAUGAUAUUCAGUAUGUCGCCAUAAGUUCUGGAAGAAGCCAUUUCCUGGCCAUGGACACACAUGGCAAUAUUUAUUCAUGGGAUUCCACAGAAUCUGACCAAGGUGUUAAAAUCGAGUUUGCCGACUUACCUAGCCGUGCUACAAAUCCAAUUUUGAAAAUUGCUAGUGGCUGGAACUUUAAUUGUUGCUAUAUAUACAAGAUUGGGUUGGUUUCAUGGAGGGAAAGAGAAGCUAUUAAAAGGGGCGAGAGCUUUGCUUAUGCAAAGUAUGAAGUUAUCCCAUGUACAGAUGAUAUCAGCGGAGACUCCAGGGUCAUCGAUUUUGCAUGUUUACAAGAUGGUUGUGUUUUCUACAUUAAUAAUGAUGGAGAUAAGCUAUGGAAAUAUCACAACGGUUUGAACAACUUCUUAGAUUUAGACGUCGUUGGGAAGCUAUGUAAAAUCAACGUUUGUUUUGCUUCACUAGUACUGUUCACUGAUACUCACUGUUAUACUUUAAAGAUUGCAAAUGGUGACGUCGAUAAGGAAAGUUUAACGGAACUGGACAUCGAUGAGAAGGUCAUAUCUGUUGCGAGUGGUGACUACCAUACGGUAGCACUAACUGAGUCUGGUCAUUUGUAUUCUUGGGGCGUGGAAAGUCAAGAUUGUGGGUGUCUAGGACUAGGGCCCUCUGAAAAAGUGGUUAAUGAGUUACACAUCGGCAAUUGGGAAGGGCAGCGGAACAUUAGGGUGAUCAAGCCCAGAAAAAUUGAAUUGCCUGAAGAUUAUAUUUGCGUCAGCGUGACAGCCGGUGGCUGGCAAACCGGUGCAUUAAUCAUUAAGAAACAUUGA